Molecule: messenger RNA, 1565 nt
Organism: Python bivittatus (Burmese python)
Lineage: Eukaryota; Metazoa; Chordata; Lepidosauria; Squamata; Pythonidae
Source: RefSeq, a predicted model, not a curated record
UUUCAGUCUUGGCCUAAGUAUGAUGAUGUUCAUAAAAAAAUGCAUGCCCUUGCAGAAUUCAUGGACCUGCCUUGUUUUCCAGCUAUAACAGAGCGCAGUUUCCUUCAUCCAAACAUUCUUUGCAUGAAAUAUUUGAUGGAAGUUAACUUGCCUGAUGAUAUGAAUAAAUGGACUUGCAGAGUGGUAAAAAAAAUUGGUGUUGGUGAAACAGACUUUUUGACGCUCCAUCCUGGUAAUAAAUCAACUUGGAAAGUGAAAUAUGAUAUUCUUGCCAUAGCUGUUAUUAUAGUAGUGCUGAAAAUUCUAUUCUUGCUGGAUGAUGAAUAUGAGUGGCUGCUAGCAAACUAUGCAGAGGAAAGAAACAAAGAAGACAAAGAAGGUUGUCCAGUUUUUGAUAUUAGAAAAUGGUACAUGGUUGUAAAGAAUAUUCUGGAUGUGGAGCAGAAGAAAUUUAAUGAAGAAAGAAUCAGGCAUUUAUGGCGAUGCGAGAAGCCGUUAUUAUAUUCAGCCUCUGAAAAGCACGUUGUCCUCAAGAAAAAACAAGUAGUAAUGGAUCUUCAGAGACAGUUUCGUACCCUGACUGGCUGCCUGGACCUAACUGAGAAGCGAAAGCCUUCCCUUUUCCAGCUAAACUGGACUGAAGAAAGCACCAAAAAAAAUUGUUUUCAUGGGCACAGUCUCGCAGCAGUUUUGCAACAAAAAGCUGAUAUUUUUACACCUCUGAACAGAGACUAUUGGUUGUGUACAGUUAACAAGUUCAAGAAGGUGUGUGGUCAUAACGGACAGUACAGUGAAUCAGAUUUUCCCCAUACCUAUCAGUUUGUGCUAGAUCUGUUUUCCUUCCUCCUGAGAGUACAGCCAUCUCUCAUCCAUGAAGAAGUAUCUACGAUAGAACAUAAACUGUUUCAUUCCAAACUUCAUAUGAAGUCCAGAAUAUUCAAAGUUCAAAAAAAAUGAAAACUCGUAAGACCAGAGACUAUUGAGAUAGACUAAAGACCUGUAGUAACCAAAAAUAAUCCAUGUAAUUUUCAUGCUCCAUUUCAUUCAUUCCAUGGGAAUCAUCAGGUUAAGACAGAUGCAUCCUUCCUGCAAUUAGUUUAUAUUUAGGUCAGCUUCAGAAAUCAUACUCCCAACAACCAAGCUUUAUGAGAGAAGAAACCAGUGGUGAGUUUUAACACUACCUCUGUUCUCUCAGGUCUCUCCUGCCCUAGGAGCCUUGGUUUUGUAGAAGAUUAAUCAGUUGUUAAACAACAGUUUUCUCUGAAAUGCAUAUAAUACUGGUAAGCCCCCAUUCACAUCCAGUCUGGGAAACUUUUGAUUGUAUGAUGCAUACAAAGUGGGCUUGCAAGCUAAAUUUGUUGGACUGGUAAUAUGUUUGAACAUCCAUACAUUCAGGGAAGUUGCAGAAAAGAGGAGAUCUGACUGAUUACCAAUUUUUUUUUCCUGUGCAGUACCAAUGAUAUUGUAAAGUGUUCAUACAUUUAUUUAUAUUGUAUAAUAUAAACAAUAUAGAUAUUUUCUUUAUAUACCUUUAUAAUGUUUUCCUUAUUAAAAUGUUUAAAAAU